Didymella exigua CBS 183.55 is the source of this 942-nucleotide messenger RNA. RefSeq lists its product as uncharacterized. The record is from RefSeq and is a predicted model, not a curated record. The coding region runs from base 1 to 942 and encodes 313 amino acids. The transcript has a single exon. Lineage: Eukaryota; Fungi; Ascomycota; Dothideomycetes; Pleosporales; Didymellaceae.
AUGUACGAUAUGGAUUUCCUGACCUGUGUAGAGCGGCUUUGUGUCGACUUUGGUUGGAUGAACAAAAGAACUUGGAUUAUUGAAGAGGGCUUCGGCCACUGGGUAGGCGAAGAAGAAGACGCGAUAGCCACUGCAUACGGGGGUAUGAAUGAAAGAAUGCAAGACUUCUGGCGGACUGUGCACCAACGCGUCCCUCAGGUGAAACAUGUCAUCCUCGACGAUGAUCAAGAUCGAUCUGACUACCAUGAUGGCCGGCUUCCACCAGAUGUGUACAAGAAUGUGGGACAGAUGUGUCCUCUCGGUAUCAGUGCCUUGGUUGAUUUGGUUCAAGGCGAUGGGUCCAUAAACCGCCGAACGAACAGGGUCCUAUGGCAACUGGUCACUACCAAAGGGGACGCAUCCACCGACGUCUCGCAAGAAUGGAAAUUGUAUCCAAGCCGCAGUGAGCCAAGCAUCACCCCGCCCAAUAAAAUCUAUCGUGGGCCUGUCGGAGCGUUCCUAGAUUACUUUACCAGAGGUAACGAGGUCAAUCGCCAAAAGCGAGCAAUCCGAAUCCACCGCAUCGCAGUGAUGGAAAAGCUGCACUUCAAUGGCUCGCAAGAUCCUUUCAGCUGUGAAGCUCCAGACUGCAAUGUCCAGUUUGCCCAGCCUGAAGAAUACACCACGCAUGUGAUCCCGACCAUAUAUGACAAAUACCACGCUCUGCCGGGGCCCGUCGAGAAGCUUUUCGCCGAGAAUGAUGAGAGAUUCAAGCGGCUGUCGGACAUUGAGAGUAAGAGAGAACAAAGCUUCCUCGAAUGGUGGGGUGAGUACGGGUCCGAGAAGCGCUGCAUGGCGGAGAAGGAGUAUGUCCACCAGUUAGAGCACUACCCGUAUUAUGCGCAGGACAAGCCCGCCUUGGAGCACAAGACGCUGAAGAUGAUACAUGCCUGCAUCAAUUAG